Asparagus officinalis (garden asparagus) is the source of this 591-nucleotide messenger RNA. RefSeq lists its product as uncharacterized. The transcript is spliced from 2 exons. The coding region runs from base 1 to 591 and encodes 196 amino acids. The record is from RefSeq and is a predicted model, not a curated record. Lineage: Eukaryota; Viridiplantae; Streptophyta; Magnoliopsida; Asparagales; Asparagaceae.
AUGGACGAUAUUGAUGAAGAAAUGCUAGUGAGGAUGGCUUCUAAUACCACUAUCUAUGCGGUCAUUUGUGUGUUUGCUUGUUUAAUGAGGAGACGUAGUCGAAGGAAAUCAAUCAGUUAUCACCCUAACACAUGCCAAAAAGAGAAGAUAGUUUCUAGAGCUAGGCACAUAAGCCGUGUGUUCAAUGGCUUCAAUGAGAGUUGUAGGUCUUAUGUUAGAAUGAGGCCACACGCAUUUGAAAAGCUUGUUAGCAUAAUGAGAUAUACCGGCCUACUACAAGAUUCACGUGAUGUUAAAGUAGAAGAGCAAUUGCCCAUGUUCCUUAAUAUAUUGGGCCAUAAAACAAAAAAUAGAAUUGUUAGGUCACAUUUCAUAAGAUCGGGGGAAACCGUUUCAAAAUACUUUAACAAGUGCUUGGAAGCUGUGGGGCAUUUAAGAGGGCGAUACAUGAAGCAAGCACCAAAUGAAUUAUCGUCAGGAAUUGCCGCCAACCAGUUAUACUAUCCUUAUUUCAAGGAUUGCAUUGGCAUGAUUGAUGGAACCCAUAUCGACGCCAUGCUUCCCGCUAACCUUGUUGCACGUUUUAGAUGA